GGAUCUAUCAUAAAAUUAAAUAAUGCUGGUUGUAGAAAAAUAAUAACUUCGGCGGUCAGACAAGGCAGUGCAGAAAAAGUGUGAAAAUGAGUGGUUUAUUUCGACGGGUCGUCGUGGGGAUGUCAGGGGGUGUGGACAGUUCUGUGGCAGCCCUUUUGCUUAAGCAAAAAGGAUUUGAAGUGCAUGGGCUAUACAUGAAAAACUGGGAUGGCCACGAAGAAUCAGGCUUUUGCCACGGUGAAAAAGACGCUGAAGACGCUGAAUGGGUUUGCAAAAAGUUGCAGAUCUCCCUCAAACAUGUCAACUUUGUCAAGGAAUACUGGAACUUCGUGUUUUCCGACUUGAUUAAAGAAUAUUCUGAGGGUUGGACACCAAAUCCAGAUAUCCUCUGCAAUAGAUUCGUUAAAUUUGACUGCUUUAAAAAACACGCUUUCCGUCAACUUGGCGCUGAUGCAAUCGCCACUGGUCACUAUGCCAACACUUCUCAUGGCAGCUUUCUACAAAACUACUCAAAAAGUGAUGAUGUGCGAUUACUGCUGCCUACAGAUUUGGUUAAAGAUCAAACAUUGUUUUUGAGCCAAGUCCACCGAGAAGACCUAAAGAAAGUUAUGUUUCCCUUGGCGAAUCUUAAAAAGUGCGAGGUCAAAAAGAUCGCUGAGCAGAAUGGACUAGAGCGAAUUGCCAAAAAGGAAGAGAGCACUGGAAUCUGUUUUAUUGGAAAUCGCAAGUUCCAAAUUUUCAUUGAUCAGUACCUGAAUCCUGUGCCUGGCAAGUUUGUUGAUAUAACGACCCAUGAGCCAGUCGGAGAACAUACAGGCAUCCAUCAUUACACAAUUGGUCAAAACUGCAAGUUGCCUGGAAGGAAACACUCUUAUUUUGUAGUUGAUAAAAAUAAGGACACCCAGCGCAUUUUAGUGGCUCCAGGAACGAAUCAUCCUUCGUUGUAUUCUGACUUAUUCUUUACAACCGAGCCGCACUGGAUAAGCCAGCAGGUGGACAGCCAGUUGUCCGAAGGAGUUCUGAAAUGCAAGUUUAGGUCCCAGAACACGAAUGCUUUGCUUGACUGCUCAAUCUGCAGAACGCAAAGCAACACCCUCACAGUUAAACUGAACACCUUCCUCAGGGGCUUCGCACCUGGACAGUUUGCUGUGUUCUACUUGGGGGAUGAGUGCCUUGGCAGUGCCCGCAUCAGGGCAGUAGGACCUUCUCUCUACCUGCAAGGCAUGGAGUUCAGCCAAGAAAUAGCCACGACUGACCCAGAGCUGAAAUCAGUGCUCGCCUACCAGUGAAAUGUGAUAGCUAAGACUCCCAUUUUUACUGAUUUGCAUUAAAUUUUAUUAAGUUACAA
This is a messenger RNA of Cloeon dipterum, 1348 nucleotides long. RefSeq names its product mitochondrial tRNA-specific 2-thiouridylase 1. Lineage: Eukaryota; Metazoa; Arthropoda; Insecta; Ephemeroptera; Baetidae. Bases 87 to 1289 code for a protein of 400 amino acids. Gene Ontology annotation, cellular component: mitochondrion. The record is from RefSeq and is a predicted model, not a curated record. Gene Ontology annotation, molecular function: sulfurtransferase activity. The transcript has 6 exons. Gene Ontology annotation, biological process: tRNA wobble position uridine thiolation.